AUGGUUACGAAGACCUGGUCCGAAGUGCUGCAGCUGAAGAGGUGCAAAGCUUGCGACACGAAAUGGGUCACACAGCGAAUGUGCUUGCGCUGGCCCUUCUCUACAGUGAGCGCUUGGAAGAAGCGCGGAAGGAGUUGGAGUACGCGAAGGGCUCGGGGUUCCCUGAUGUGCAGCAGACCGCCGAGGAGCUGA
This is a messenger RNA of Symbiodinium sp. CCMP2456, 192 nucleotides long. The record is from the annotation of a GenBank genome assembly. NCBI's taxonomy places the organism in Eukaryota, Dinophyceae, Suessiales, Symbiodiniaceae.